CCAAGCGUGUCAGUCGUAAUUCGAAAAAAAAAAAAAUAAAAUCAAAAAGGAUUUACUAAAGUUGAAAAAAGCCCAAUUACCGUUGAGAAAUAAAGUCCUACAAUCAAAGCUCUAAAAUGGAUCAGUCGUCAACCCACCAUCGAAAUGGUAAAGGCACCCGUGCUGAGUUAGAGAAGGCAGCGGCAGAUUUGGAAAAGGAAAAACUAAUUGCAGAGAUCCAAAUAGAACGAAUGGUUCUUCUUGCUCGUCACAAUCAGGAAUUGGACAAGACCAAUUUUGUAUUUGCCGCUUUCAAUCAUUUUGUAUAUGAAAACAAUACGGGGAUUCAUUCACCCGCCGAAUUUUCGGCGUGUGAAUUCGCCCUACAUUACGGAAAGAUGUCUAUCCUCAGCACUUUGAUCAAUCCGGGUGAGUUAUGCUUAGGGCAAACAUUUAAGGCCAUGCAUCAUUCGAACAACACCCAUCAAUUGCCUUUGCCACCUAAUGCCGAGGGUGAAUCUAUGAGCAAAGUUUAUAGAGAUAUUAUAAAAUACUUAAAAAAUUGCUUAAAUGGAAAGCCUCUGAUCGUGUUCACGCCCACCCAAGAAGUGGCCAUAGUAAAGUCAUGCUUUGACUAUAUGCAAACUGCAUGUGAACUUGAUUAUACGGACGACAGCGAUGAUGAAGAUGGAAAAAAGGAUCCCUUACCACCCAUUCUCGUUUAUGACAUCCAAUACCUAUUCUUCUAUUUAAAGAAGGAGACUAUGGGAAUGAUGGGUCAACCAAAUGAAGGCAUCAAACAUGAUGUAACUAAUGCAAUCUUUUUGCGUGAUUUUUUUGAGUUUGAAGAGAGAAUUGCUUGCCAAUUCCAUGAGGAAAUCGAUCGCUCCAGAUACUGCACUCGCAGUCAGGUAGUCCGCUGGGUCUACACCUUUUGUGAUUAUAUGUGCAAAGAUUUGGGCAUUACCAUGGAACCUGGCAAACAUGCUCCGUUCUUUAAGCCACUCGGCACCUCAUCCGAUUGACUUUGUUAGCACAACGGAAAGAAAUCCAAGUUCCACUCUUAAAAAAUCGGUAAGAUAUUAUUUUCGAUGUGGAAAAGUUCCUUAAAAUUGAAUUUAUUGUGCAUGAUGCAAGGAACCCAUAAUCAUCUCAAAUUCUAAUUUUUGUAAACUAGAUGCAACCAAACAAAGCAGCAUCCUUUAUGAAUGAAUUUUCGCGGGUGCACGUUUCAGUAUUGAAAAUUAAAUUUAAUGCAACCUGUAAUAAAUUUUCAUGGCUCAAGCUUCCGGCCGUGCGGCACCAUCAA
This is a messenger RNA of Drosophila willistoni, 1288 nucleotides long. Its product is annotated as protein maelstrom-like. The transcript is spliced from 3 exons. Gene Ontology annotation, biological process: piRNA processing; negative regulation of DNA-templated transcription; regulation of miRNA-mediated gene silencing. Lineage: Eukaryota; Metazoa; Arthropoda; Insecta; Diptera; Drosophilidae. The record is from RefSeq and is a predicted model, not a curated record. Gene Ontology annotation, molecular function: sequence-specific DNA binding. Gene Ontology annotation, cellular component: nucleus; P granule. Bases 117 to 1004 code for a protein of 295 amino acids.